UUAUCUCUAUUUUAGAUAAGUAAAUUGCCUAAAUAAAUUAAAUUGUGGAUUUAUUUGUCGGCAAGGAAAAAUUGCCUCAAGGCAUAUUAAAAAUGAUGCUAAGACUGACAUAUUUCUUUUCGCUCAUAUUACUGUGCUAUUCUCGAGUUCUUGAGGAAGGAUGCACAGACUUGGCAAGUGUACCAGUACAACCUGCUUCACCAAAAAUUAUUCGAGUUACUGCAACUGGAAAUUUUUACAGCCCUGGAUUUGAGAAAAACCGAAAUUAUCCAGACUCAGUACAAUGUAGUUAUCAACUACAAGCACCAGCAAAUAUGCACGUUCGGAUAAAAUUUAACCAUAUGGAUAUAGCCUUAUCAGAUGCUUGCCAGGCUGACGCAUUGAGCGUUUAUGACUUCGACUCAAACGGACGUGGUGUUCUGCAGCACAUGCACUGUGGGAAACGAAUUCCAAACGAUUAUGUGUCGAAAUCGUAUGCCCUCAGUGUCUUGCUCAAAACAGACGACUUUGGAGCAGCUAGAGGAUUUAAUAUUACGUAUUCACCUCAGACUACUAGUGAUGUGUGUUCGUCGGGGCAGAAAAUGUGUCGCAAUCGGAAAUGUAUCAGCAGCUCUGCGCUGUGCAAUGGUGAUGAUGAUUGUGGUGACGGAUCCGAUGAAGAAAACUGUAACAAGCCGCUGCCAGUCGCUGAAUGUGGUAUUUCUGAAAUUCAACCGAGCAUGUCCACCUUAUACGAUCGCAUUGUAGGCGGUAGAGAAGCUAAAGAAGGAAGCUGGCCUUGGAUGGCUGACUUGCAAAUCCAGUUGAUUGAACCCAAUGGUCACAACUGCGGAGGAGCGUUGAUUAAUGCACAAUGGGUUCUUACAGCAGCUCACUGUUUGAAAGAUUACCGAAAGCCAGAAUACAUCAGAGUUCAUCUGGGGAACCAUAAGAAGUUCGAAAAAGACAUAGGAGAGCAAGUUAGAUACGCAUCGCGCAUAGUCAUCUACGACGAUAUUUCGCCAGAUGUCUUUGAAAGUAAUGGACAGUUUGACAUAGUGAAUGAUGUUGCCCUAAUAAAGUUGAAUGCUCCAGUUAAAUACACGAAAUACGUGAAGCCUAUUUGCUUGCCAACAAAAUUGAGCUCCAGCAGUGACUGCUAUGCUAUCGGAUGGGGUAAUACUAGAGGCUCUGGAAGUUCUCAUUCUUUAAAGCAAGCACUGCAUCCGAUUCAGAAUGCUAUUCAUUGUCAAAAAUUGGUAGGGAACCAAUUCGUACCUCAGACCAUGAUUUGUGCUGGCAGUCUGGAACGACUUAACGGAGUUUGCCACGGAGACAGCGGGGGUCCAUUGCUGUGCAAAGAAAACAACAAAUGGACAGUGGCUGGUGUUGCCAGUUACGUCACAGCAGGCACGGGAACUAUGGGAUUGUGUGGCUUAAAGGAGAAUCCCAGUGUCUUCAAUAGAAUUGACGUGAAACUUGCUUGGAUUCAGAGAAUGAUCAAUAAAUACAGUUAAUGAGGAGUUUGUUGGUUCUGAAUAACAUGAAAAAGGAGAUAAGACAUGGAAAGUUUUCUUUUUUCAAAUGUUUUUUCUUAAAAUAUUACCAAUUUCUCACAGCAAGAAUGUCUAUUGCUAUCUUCUUUGCUUGCAGAAUUUCCUAAUAAAACAUUUCUUUACUUAAAGCGCACAUAUGAACAAAAUCCAAAAAACAAAAGUCACCAUAUUUAAACGAAGAACACAUAGCUUAUUAUAAUAAGGAGAUUAUACUAUGUGGAUUUAAAUUCUACCCACAUAUAGUGCCAAUAAGGAAUUAUUUUUCCCAAAAUAAUACCAAUACUACUACAUUUAUUAUACUUACAGUUAAAUCAAAAUGUCUAACACGAUAUUCUGAUCUGCACAAAACAAAUUUUACCCUAAUCAAAAUUGAGACACACUU
This is a messenger RNA of Uloborus diversus, 1917 nucleotides long. Its product is annotated as transmembrane protease serine 12-like. The coding region runs from base 93 to 1496 and encodes 467 amino acids. Lineage: Eukaryota; Metazoa; Arthropoda; Arachnida; Araneae; Uloboridae. Gene Ontology annotation, molecular function: serine-type endopeptidase activity; protein binding. Gene Ontology annotation, biological process: acrosome reaction; proteolysis. The transcript is spliced from 9 exons. The record is from RefSeq and is a predicted model, not a curated record.